AUGCGCAAGCGUGCGCGCCUGGCACUGCUGCAGGCGCGGAUGCCUUGGCUGCAGCCCAGCUUCGUGCCCUUCACGGACCAGGACUGGCAAGAGGUGUCGCGGCGCUCUCGGACGCCUUUUUCCAAGGAGGUGAAAAUCAAGGAGGUGUCCAAGACGGCGGAGACGGAAGUGCCCCAGAAGGUCUUGGUCUGCGGGCCCUCCAAUGCCUCCAUCGACGAAGUCUUGCGACGCAUCGACCGGGAUGGAAUCGUGGACGUGCGCGGCGAGCGCGAUCGGCCCUUCAUGCUGAGGAUGGGUCCCAACUGCCACCCGGACGUGGAGGAGUACAGCAUCAAGCGGAUGGUCGACAAGCGGCUCAAGGCCAGCUGA
Effrenium voratum is the source of this 369-nucleotide messenger RNA. The record is from the annotation of a GenBank genome assembly. Lineage: Eukaryota; Dinophyceae; Suessiales; Symbiodiniaceae.